GCCACGGGGCGGGGCGGGACGCGGCGGCCGAGCCCGGGGAGACAGCGGCGGAAAGUGCCACGACUCCACACGACCGCGGCGGCGAGGAGGGACCCGGCACGGGCACAGAAGAGUGAGGUAUGAUGGAUGUGUACGACCCUCAGACCCUGGGUGUUAUGGUCUUUGGAGGCUUCAUGGUGAUCUCAGCCAUCGGGAUCUUCCUGGUGUCCACCUUCUCCAUGAAGGAGACAUCUUACGAGGAAGCCUUGGCCAAGCAACGCAAGGAGCUUGAGAAGGCCCAGCAGCAGAAAUUAGAGAAAAAGAAGAAAGAGAAGCCAGUUGAGAAAAAAGGAAAAGCAAAGAAAAAGGAAGAGAAAGCGAAUGGAAAGAUCCCGGAGCAGCAGCUUACUCAGGAAGUGACGGACCCUCCCAAGGAGGUGGUUCCUGAGCCUGCUGUGGUGCCUGAGCCUGUAACAGUCAAAACCCCAAUUGCAGCAGUGGCAAUUGUCCCCCAGGAAAAGGAGAAACCUGUUCCAUCACCUAAGGAGAAGAGGAAGAAGGAGAAGAAGGUGGCAAAGGUAGAGCCUGCUCCUAGCCCAGUGUUGGCUCCACCCCCUGUCAGCAUCCCCAAAAGUUCUCCUGUCCGGGAAGUGGCCCCUAAGGAGGUGCCUGUUGUGGCAGUGCCCCCAGUUGGCACUCAGCAAAGUGCUCCAGUCAUCAGCUCUGUUGCUGUCAGGAAAAUCGAGGCUCUUCCCACCCAGGAGGAUCAGAAACAUGAUGCACCUGCCAAGAAAAAGGGUACAUCCAAGAAAAAGAGUGAGCCAGCACCUACAGAUUCAGAUGGGGCCCUGUACCUGCCCUACAAGACACUUGUGUCCACAGUCAGCAGCAUGGUGUUCAGCGAGGGGGAGGCCCAGCAGCUCAUCGAGAUCCUGACAGAGAAAGCAGGAAUCAUCCAGGACAUCUGGCACACGGCCACGCAGAAGGGUGACCCAGUUGCUGUCCUGAAACGCCAACUGGAAGAGAAGGAGAAGCUGCUCUCUGCUGAGCAGGAGGAUUCAGCUGCUGCCAGGAACAAACUGCGGGAGCUGGGCAAGGAGCUGGCAGCUGAGCGGGCCAAGGCGGUGGCCGUGGAGGGCAAGCUGAAGGAGCAGCUGCUGGCUCGCGAGCGGGAGAUCGUGGCAGUGCAGGCACGGAUGCAGGCCAGCUACCAGGACCAUGUCAGCGAGACCCAGCAGCUCCAGGGCAAGAUCCGGACCCUGCAGGAACAGCUGGAGAAUGGCCCCAACACGCAGCUGGCUCGCUUGCAGCAGGAGAACUCCAUCCUGAGGGAUGCUCUCAACCAGGCUACCAGCCAGAUGGAAAGCAAGCAAAAUGCUGAGCUGGCCAAGUUGAGACAGGAGUGCAGCAAGCUGAUGAAAGAGCUGUCUGAGAAGUCGGAGGUGCUGCAGCAAGAGGAGCAGCAGAGGAAGAGCUGGGAGAUCAAAGCAGCGACCUCGGAGAAGCGAAUUGAGCAGCUGCAGGCUUACCAACGGGAGGCAGAGGCAAUGCUGCAGAAGAGGCUGGAUGAGGUCAGUGACGAGCUCCGCAAAACCCAGAGCAGCUACAAGAGCCUGUUGGCAGAUGCAGAAAAGACCAAAGGGCAGCAGCAGAGUAUUGCUGAACUGCAGGCCAAGCUGCUGAGCUCCGAGGCAGAGGUUAAAAGUAAGCUGCUGGAGUUGGACAGUAUGAAGGGGCGAAUGCAGGAUGUCAGCUUGGAGAAUACAAAGCUUCUGGAGAGGAUCAAGUCCAUCGAAGCUCUGUUGGAGGCAGGGAAGAUGCAGGAGGCAGAAAAAGACAGAGACCUGCAGGCAGCCAAUGAAGCAGAAAUGAAGCAGCUGCAGUCAAGACUCCAGGAGAAGACAGACCAGCUCUCAGCCUUGGAAAGGGAGGCUACACAGCUGCGGGAGGCAGUGGAGCAACAGAAGGUGAAAAACAAUGACCUUCGGGAAAAGAACUGGAAGGCAAUGGAAGCACUGACCACGGUGGAGAAGGCGUGUGAGGAAAAGCUGCUUGCUGCUACAAAAGAGAAGGAAGAGCUGGCCCAACAGCUGGACUCACUCCAGACUCGAACCAAGCAGACGCUGCUCUCCGCCCUCCCAGGAGUAACUGUGUCCUCACAGCAGGAUUAUGACACAUGGCUACAGGAGUUUAAGGAGAAGACUGUGGGUGUGCUAAAGCAGCAGAUGAUCACAACAGAGCCACCAGAUUCAGCUCUGAAAUUAAAAGAGGCAGAGGAAGCGCAAAGCACUUUACAAGCUGAAUGUGAGCAGUACAGAACGAUCCUUGCAGAGACAGAAGGGAUGCUGCGAAACCUGCAGAAGAGCGUGGAGGAGGAGGAGCAGGUGUGGAAGGCAAAGCUCGCAGCGUCUGAAGAGGAGCUCCAAAAGUCACACCUGCAGCUGAAAUCCCUGGAAGGCGUGGUGGAGAAGCUGAAGGCAGAUCUGGAAAGCACAGAUCAGCUAAAGGAAUACACCUCUCUUCUGGAAACACAACUGGAAAAUCACUUGGAGACAGCCAGCUCAGAGCGCCAGAACUACACAAAAGAAGUUGAAGCUUUGAGGCAGCUCUUGUCACAGUCCCAGGAGCAGGUGGAGGCAGCAAAGACUGAAAUGCAGAAGCAGAGCAAGGAGCUGGCCCUGUUGAAAACCCAGCUGGAGCAGAACGAAACACUGGCAGAGAAGGAGCAAAUGCUGCGGCAAAAGCUGGCACGGGAGCUGGAGGAGGCCCAGAGCUUAGCACGCGGCUUGCAAGCAGAGCUGGAAAAGCUGAGACUGGCUGAACAUGCAGCAGCGUCAGACAAGGAGGAGGCCCAGCAUCUCAAGGAGAAGGAGGACAGUUCGAAGGAAGGGACUUCAGUUUGAUGAGUCUUCACCCUGGACCUUACAGUUAACUUACCAAAAUGCCUUACACAUUCCUAAAAAUAAAAAUUUAUGCUAAAUUUACUGUAGAUAAAAGAGACAAACCAUUAGUGACCCAAAACAUAGUUUUGAAACUUCUGGGUUUUUUUAAUGUUUUCUUUUAAAACAAAAAACCAACCAGUAAACACUGCAGUUUGUAAGAAAAUCUUCAUACUGUUUUGUACAACUCUUCAUUUCCUGGGAAGCUACUGUGGCCACACCAGGCACAUGCUGGGGCUUCACCCUCCUAUUCCAGCAGAACCCACCAAUGUGUGAAAAGGGAAGACUGUGUACAUCAACCAGUGCAAUUAUAAUUAUAUAUUUUUUGCUUUUUUUGUUUUCUUUUUUUUUUUUUUGAGUGAAAGGAGUGUGAAAGUAAGACCCAACAUGGAAGGAUGCCCUCUCUUGGAUGGGUGGCUCUUGGCACGUGUAUUUCUGGGUGUUGAUGCAAUUAAAAUGAUGUAGUGAAGAGAGCUUA
Messenger RNA from Catharus ustulatus (Swainson's thrush), 3396 nucleotides. It is a transcript of the gene RRBP1, whose product is annotated as ribosome binding protein 1. Gene Ontology annotation, biological process: protein transport. The record is from RefSeq and is a predicted model, not a curated record. Bases 120 to 2882 code for a protein of 920 amino acids. NCBI's taxonomy places the organism in Eukaryota, Metazoa, Chordata, Aves, Passeriformes, Turdidae. Gene Ontology annotation, cellular component: endoplasmic reticulum membrane. The transcript has 22 exons.